Molecule: messenger RNA, 3687 nt
Organism: Archocentrus centrarchus (flier cichlid)
Lineage: Eukaryota; Metazoa; Chordata; Actinopteri; Cichliformes; Cichlidae
Gene: atp6v0a1a
Product: ATPase H+ transporting V0 subunit a1a
Exons: 22
Coding region: 162-2714 (850 amino acids)
Biological process (GO): proton transmembrane transport; vacuolar acidification
Cellular component (GO): vacuolar proton-transporting V-type ATPase complex; vacuolar proton-transporting V-type ATPase, V0 domain; plasma membrane
Molecular function (GO): proton-transporting ATPase activity, rotational mechanism; ATPase binding
Source: RefSeq, a predicted model, not a curated record
GGCUCGUUGAAGCCAUAGGUUGAUGGGACACUUCCGCUUUGAAAGUCGUUGAGUUUAACGCCGUCGACCAGUCCACAAUAAACAGCAAAGAGGAACUUAGAACAUAAGGAGGAAGACGAUCUCCGCAUAAACAGUGCUGAGUGCUCACGUCCUGAAGCAACAUGGGAGAGCUCUUCAGAAGUGAAGAGAUGACACUGGCUCAGCUCUUCCUCCAAUCGGAAGCUGCCUACUGUUGUGUCAGUGAACUGGGAGAGAUCGGGAUGGUCCAGUUUCGUGAUCUAAAUCCCGAUGUGAACGUCUUCCAGCGAAAGUUUGUCAAUGAAGUACGACGAUGUGAGGAGAUGGAUCGUAAACUGAGGUUUGUGGAAAAAGAAAUUAAAAAGGCUAACAUCCCAAUACUCGACACAGGAGAGAACCCAGAAGUCCCUUUUCCAAGGGACAUGAUUGACCUGGAGGCCACAUUUGAGAAGCUGGAGAAUGAACUGAAGGAAAUAAACACCAACCAAGAAGCGCUAAAGAAGAACUUCCUGGAACUGACCGAGCUCAAGCACAUUCUGCGUCGCACGCAACAAUUUUUUGAUGAGAUGGAGGAUCCCAGUUUACUUGAGGAAUCAUCCACUCUCCUGGAUCCCAAUGAGCCUGUCAGAGUGGCCCCGCUCAGACUAGGAUUUGUUGCUGGAGUCAUUGGCAGGGAGCGGAUUCCCACCUUUGAGAGGAUGCUGUGGAGAGUUUGCAGAGGCAAUGUGUUCCUGAGGCAAGCAGAUAUUGAAGAUCCUUUGGAAGACCCAACUACGGGUGACCAGGUCCACAAGUCUGUCUUCAUCAUAUUUUUCCAAGGAGACCAGCUGAAGAAUCGAGUCAAGAAAAUCUGUGAGGGAUUCAGAGCAACAUUGUACCCAUGUCCAGAAACCCCACAGGAGCGGAAAGAGAUGUUAGCAGGGGUGAAUGCUCGUAUUGAUGACCUGCAAAUGGUGCUGAACCAGACUGAGGAUCACAGGCAGAGGGUUCUGCAGGCUGCAGCCAAGACAGUAAGAGUUUGGUUUAUCAAGGUGAGGAAGAUGAAGGCCAUCUACCAUACUCUCAACUUGUGCAACAUCGAUGUCACUCAGAAGUGUCUGAUUGCUGAGGUGUGGUGUCCCAUCUCAGACCUGGACUCCAUUCAGUUUGCCCUGCGCAGGGGAACGGAGAAGAGUGGCUCCACCGUGCCUUCCAUCCUCAACAGAAUGCAGACCAAACAGACCCCGCCGACCUACAACAAGACUAACAAGUUCACCUCAGGCUUCCAAAACAUUGUGGAUGCUUAUGGAAUUGGCAGCUACCGUGAGAUUAACCCAGCACCAUACACCAUCAUCACCUUCCCCUUCCUAUUUGCGGUUAUGUUUGGUGAUCUGGGCCAUGGGGUGCUCAUGACUUGUGCUGCUCUGUACCUUGUGUUAAGAGAAAGCAGAUUGAUGGCGCAGAAGAAUGAUAAUGAGAUAUUCAGCAUGGUGUUUGGGGGGCGCUACAUAAUCCUGCUCAUGGGAAUCUUCUCAGUGUACACUGGCAUUAUUUACAAUGACUGCUUCUCCAAGUCCCUAAAUGUGUUUGGCUCUGGAUGGAGUGUCAGGCCCAUGUUCAAUUCUAGAGUUGGAGGCAACUGGACGGACGCUACACUUAAUGGCAGUACAGUUUUACAGGUGGACCCAGCAGUAGAUGGAGUAUUCAGAGGGCCAUACCCCAUUGGCAUUGAUCCGAUAUGGAGCUUUUCCAUCAACAAGCUGUCAUUCCUGAACUCGUUCAAGAUGAAGAUGUCGGUCAUCCUGGGAGUGAUCCAUAUGCUGUUUGGAGUCACUCUAAGUCUUUUCAACCACUUGUAUUUCAAGAAGCCGCUGAAUAUCUACUUGGGGUUCAUCCCAGAGAUAAUCUUCAUGUCCAGCCUGUUUGGCUACCUUGUCAUUUUGAUCUUCUAUAAGUGGAUCUCAUAUGAUGUACACAGGUCCAGGGAAGCUCCCAGUCUCCUCAUUGCCUUUAUUAACAUGUUCCUCUUCAACUACAAUGACUCCGCUAAUAAACCCUUCUACAGAGGACAGGUAGCCAUACAAUCCCUGUUGGUGGUAAUUGCCUUGGCAUGUGUUCCCUGUAUGUUAAUAGUAAAAACUCUGGUUAUGCGAAGACAGUAUUUGUGGCGAAAACAUUUGGGUAUGCAGAACUUUGGAGGAAUCAGGGUGGGCAACGGGCCCACCGAGGAUGACGCUGAAAUCAUCCAGCAUGACCAGCUCGCACAGCAAUCUGAGGAUGAACCUGAGCGUUGCCUUUUGUCACCUGCUUUCAAGGCCUGUGAGGAGGAAGAGUUUAACUUUGCGGAUGUGGCAGUGCAACAGGCUAUUCACACUAUAGAGUACUGCCUGGGCUGUAUCUCCAACACCGCUUCCUAUCUGAGGCUUUGGGCUCUUAGUCUGGCUCAUGCGCAGCUGUCAGAGGUGCUGUGGUCCAUGGUGAUGCGCGUAGGCCUUUCUUCUCGCAGCUUUGGAGGUUUCAUCCUUUUGGCUAUAGUCUUUUACUUUUUUGCUGUUCUCACAAUUGCUAUUCUUCUCAUUAUGGAAGGCCUGUCGGCGUUUCUGCAUGCGUUGCGACUUCACUGGGUGGAGUUCCAAAACAAGUUUUACACAGGCAGUGGCUUUAAGUUCCUACCCUUCAACUUUGAAAGCAUCCUGGAUGGGAGAUCUGAAGACUGACCAAAUCCUCUUCCCCGGUUCACGUCUCCUAUCUGUGGAGAAUUUGUGUGGUAGUGAAUAGUGGGUUUUUUUGUUGUUUUUUUUUUUGUGUGUGUGUGUGUGAGUGUGAUGCAGUUUCCACCUUCUGUUACCAUAACUCUAUUAUUGACUAGUCACUCAUCGGCCUGUCUUUUGUUUUAAACCUGCCAUUAGUCUUAGAAUCAGUAUCUAAAUCUGGAACGUCUACUCAAAAAUUAUUAUUCAUUCAUUCCUUAAUAGCCUUGAUUCUAAUCUGUUCUUGUGAGGUCUUUUUUUUUAUUUUACCUGUCUUUUAUUUAGUUAAAUGUUAUUUAUGUAUUUUCUUUCCUUUUAUAAAACAUACCGUUUUGCACUGCAACUUAUAUGCAAGAUAAACUUCAUAACUGCUGCUGACUGAUUUAAGAGGGUGACAGAAGUGUUUUCUCCCUGUGUCGUAUGUCUUCAUAGUGUGAUAUCCUCAACGUCUUUGCUUUUUCAAAGCAAAAACAUCGAGGCCACAGCAACAGUCAAAACUUUGUGCCCUGCAUAGCUCAUCUGUUUAGUUUAAAAAGAAAAACAGUGCGUACCCACUCUGCACACUGCAUGCGAACCUCACCCACAGAGCUAUAAAGCUUUAAAGGGAAUGAUAACCAGUUCUAUGAUGAUGAAUUUACAUUGCUUUCCAUUUGAGCCAUUGAUGCCCUUUGUGUCUGUUUAUCUGUUCUCUCUGUCGAUCUACAUGAAGUGAAAUAAGGGGAAUCUGUAGGUGUUACAGAAGGUGGAUUUUCUGUAGAAAUAGUGCACUGAAAUCAUUGGACAUUUUCAGUCUCACUUUUGAUUUUGGAUCCUUGUUCUGUUUUCAUUUAUGCUCAGUUUUUUUUUUUGUUGUUGUUGAUUUAACACAUUUAGAGGGCAGACGUGUUAUUGUCAGGAAAGGUUAGGCAUCACUUUGACAAUAAAGUGGAAAAUACUUAAA